Molecule: messenger RNA, 1199 nt
Organism: Phaedon cochleariae (mustard beetle)
Lineage: Eukaryota; Metazoa; Arthropoda; Insecta; Coleoptera; Chrysomelidae
Source: the annotation of a GenBank genome assembly
ACCAUUGACAUUUGACAUAAUACAGAAAUUCAGAAAUCAGAAUUGAUUGACGUUUCUUUCUAUUGUCAUAGCUCCCAGUGGCAUCUUCUCACGUUUAUCGUAACUCAAAUAAAACGUAAAGAUGUCGGGAGGUUUAGAGGUACUAAGCCUCAAAGAGGACGAUGUAACCAAGAUGUUGGCGGCCGGAACCCAUCUGGGUACCGCCAACGUUGAUUUCCAAAUGGAACAAUAUGUCUACAAACGUAGGGCCGAUGGAAUCCACAUCAUCAACAUCCGCAAAACUUGGGAGAAACUGCUCUUGGCCGCUCGUGCCAUUGCUGCUAUCGAACAUCCUAGUGAAGUUUUCGUCAUUUCCUCUCGUCCUUAUGGACAGAGAGCUGUGCUGAAGUUUGCUGCACAUACUGGGGCCACUCCUAUUGCUGGAAGGUUCACUCCUGGUGCGUUCACCAAUCAGAUCCAAGCCGCCUUCCGCGAACCCCGAUUGCUGAUCGUGACCGAUCCGGCGUUCGAUCAGCAGCCGAUCACCGAGGCGUCCUACGUCAAUAUUCCCGUCAUCGCCCUGUGCAACACGGAUUCGCCGUUGAGGUUCGUGGAUGUGGCCAUUCCCGGCAACAACAAGUCCACGCACAGUAUCGGUCUGGUGUGGUGGAUGUUGGCCAGAGAGGUCCUGCGUCUGCGCGGCAGCAUCACCCGCGACACCAAAUGGGACGUUGUAGUCGACCUCUUCUUCUACCGCGAACCCGAAGAGGCCGAAAAGGAGGAGCAGGCCGCCAAAGAGGCGGUAGCGCCCGUCUCCAAGCCGGCCGACAUCGCGCCCGCCCUGGACGCCCAAGACAUCGACUGGAACACGCCCGACCAGUCCGACUGGGCGGCCGAGGUGCCCCAGGCGGCUGCCCCCGCUGCGGUGGUUAGCGGCGGGGCUACCUUUGCGCCCGCCGCCCCCGCGGAGGAUUGGGCGGCCGAGGUGGCGCAGGAGCAGUGGACUAAUGCGGCGGCGCCGGCGCAAACGCAGCAGCCCGCCCAGACUGCGGCGCCCAAUUGGGGCGGGUCUAACGACUGGGCGUAGAAGUAUUGUUCUGUGUUGGCUUUUUUUGUACAAAAAUUGACGUGCGAUACGCGAUUUCGUAUCAAUAAAAAGAUGAUUCAAGGUUUGUUUUGGAGUUUUAUUUGGUUCUACCCUUUGAUUAAUCCAUUAGCGC